Molecule: messenger RNA, 2451 nt
Organism: Marchantia polymorpha subsp. ruderalis
Lineage: Eukaryota; Viridiplantae; Streptophyta; Marchantiopsida; Marchantiales; Marchantiaceae
Source: the annotation of a GenBank genome assembly
UUCGGUUUGCCCUACACGUCCCGGGAGCUACGGGUGCGAUCAUUGUCAACGUAGGCAGCUGUUGACAUCUAUCGAAGGCCAAGUGAAGGUCAACUGCUUACUUGGAUGGUCAAGCAUGAUACGAGCUACGAACAAGAUCAAGCCGCAAACUUGAUUACGUUUUGAGUGCGUUGACCCGGAGUGCUUCUAUAAGUACUUGCAGCACUCCGAUCAGAUCCGGAUGGUAGAAGGGUGGAGAAUUGGGUGAGAAGACCGGUCACAGAUGUCAGGCUGAGGUACAAAUUGCGUUCUACUUCUGGCGGUGAGGCCUGCAGGAAAAUCAACAGCGAUCGGUUCAAUCGAAAUUCGCAUCGAGCGUCCGAGAGUCGCCAGGCGAAUAUGAGGUCAGGGAGGGAGGCAUGGGCGUGGGCAUGGACACUGACGGCCGUGGCGAUGCUGCUCGGCUCUGCGACGGCUCAGCAGGCCGCUUGCAAUGCCGCGGACGCGGCAGCGCUGCAGGAUUUCAAAGCCGACUUCUUGGAGAACGGGGUCUUCGCGGCGUGGCAAGCGGGCGCGGACUGCUGUUCCUUCGUAACGUGCAACGCGGCCGGGCGCGUGACGGCCAUCGUCAUCGUGGCGGAUCGCAUCGGCGUGUUCCCGAACCCCAACAGCGCGGGGCGGGUGGGCGCGUCACUGGGCAGGCUCGAGGCGUUACAGAGCUUGACGCUGAUCGGCGUUAGGUUCUUUGGUCCGAUCCCGCGCGCCUGGAAGGCGCUGUCGAGCCUGAGCACGCUGUACGUCUCGCUGGGCAACUUCACGGGCGCCAUCCCCGCCGAAAUCGGCCAGCUCAAGAGCCUCAACGAGCUGCUCCUCUACGUCGGCCAACUCGAGGGCCCGUUGCCUGCCGCCGUCUGCCAGCUCGCGCUCCUGCAGCGCCUGGAGAUCGAGUCUCAGCAGCUCUCGGGCGAGCUCCCCUCGUGCCUCCCCAAGCUCACCAGACUCCGCACUCUGAGCUUGGCCAACAAUCGCCUGGCGGGCUCCAUCCCCUCGGCGCUCGGAAGCGUCGGAUCGCUCGAGUACCUGGGGCUCAAUAAUAAUCUCUACUCCCAAUCCAUUCCCGCGACCCUGGGCCGCCUGUCCAAGCUCCAAACGCUUCGGUUGAACGACAACCGUCUGUCGGGUUUCAUUCCGCCGGCGCUCGGCGACGCUGCCUCGCUGAUGGAGAUCAACUUGGACGACAAUCAGAUCACUGGCAGCAUUCCUUACUCGCUGACGAUGCUCCGAAACUUGGCCUCUUUGAGCUGCAACCACAACCGCCUUUCCGGUCCGAUCCCUCGGCAUAUCGGCGAUUUCCAGUCGCUGACGUUCUUGGGUCUCUCGUACAAUCGUCUGUCGGGGUCUCUUCCGGCUGAAAUCGGCGACCUGCAAGUGUCCGCCACCACGGGCACGGUCGGCCUUUACAUCGACCAUAAUAGCUUGUCCGGUCCUCUUCCGAACACGCUGUCGAACGUCGGCACGCUUUCAGCCAGCUACAACCGAUUCACGGGCGGAUUUCCACUGUCAUUGUGCGUGAGUGGCUAUAAUGUGGAUUUGUCGCACAAUUUGCUGGACAGCGGAGCGCAGGUCGGGACACUUCCUCGAAACCCUAGUCUCCAGAUCCUCGACCUGAGUUUCAACCUCUUGCCAGGAGCGAUUCCUUCUUGGCUCUCGUCUGUGACGUCUCUCACGUACUUGGACAUCUCUAACAAUAGGUUCAACGCCGGUGGAAUUCCUGCUCAGCUGCUGGCACUGAAGAACCUCGACACCUUCAAAGCUGCCGACAACCGGCUCCGUGCUCGACUGCCGACAGGAUCAUUCCAGUCUUCCAUCACCUUUCUGGACCUGCACAAUGUUCAGCUUGUUGGUUCCGUUCCAGCGAAGUUCUUCCCAAGUUUUCCCAACCUUAUGUACUUGGACAUGUCCAGGAAUGGGCUAGAAGGACCUCUACCGUCCAACAUAAAUCAGCUUAUUAGGCUUUUCCACGUAGAUCUUUCAAGCAACAAGCUGGUCGGUAAGGUUCCAGAUCUUAGCGCCUUGACCCAGUUAACUUACCUCAAUCUAUCAGGAAACGCGUUUCAAGCGCCCGUACCUUCAAUUCCAUGAAAACUCUCUCCAGCGUUACGAACAUAUCCGAGACGACAUGCGUACAUUGUAAAGAUAACCCGAUUAUUGUAAUUUGCCGAUAAUUGGGGAAAGACCUAGGGCGUUAUCGAAACGAUCAGAACUGACAAAUGACAAGGAAAAAAAGCACAUCAUCAGGAAAAGUGCACCCCAAUUUUACAGAGCAGCAUCGCACGGUGCGCAGGAUUCUGGUGCAGUCUAUUUGUUAUACUGUACAACCUCUGAGGAGGGAUGAGGAGGGAAGAUGGCAAAUAAGAUUGGUGAGGGACUGCAAUCUGUAAGCGAAUCUGUAAAUUAAAAUAAUUUCUUGGA